Xyrichtys novacula (pearly razorfish) is the source of this 1609-nucleotide messenger RNA. The record is from the annotation of a GenBank genome assembly. Lineage: Eukaryota; Metazoa; Chordata; Actinopteri; Labriformes; Labridae.
AUGAAGAUCCGUGUGGUUCAGAUUUGGGGUUUCCUCAUGACUGUUUUUGGCUGGAUUUUCAUCGCUUGCACCAUGGCCAUGGAGGGCUGGAAGAUCACCUCCAUCGGGGGCAUGGGUGGCUCCUCCAUCAUCAAAGUGGCCUGGUACUGGUCCAGCUUGUGGAGGAGCUGUUUUACCGACUCAACUGCUGUCAGCAACUGUUACGACUUCCCCGUACUUUGGUCUGUGGAGGGUAAGAAACAAAUUUUCCACCUCAUCUUUAAACUCCAGCAUCUUAUGCUUUGAAAUUAAAGUCUAUUUGUAUGAUUUUAGGCUCCAUCCAGAUAGUUCGAGGCCUGCUGAUGGGCGGUCUCUCCCUUGGCAUGCUGGGUUUUGUCCUCAGUCUGUUGGGGAUGGAGUGCACCUUCAUUGGGGGGAAAGAUCAGUCAAAGUACAAGAAGAUUUACGCAGGUGGAUGGUGCCACAUAAUCGCUGGUAUGGUCUGGUUGAUAGUUGGAGGAUACUUCAUGAAUGCAUGUACAAAUAUGUGAAAAUCAGGUCUUGUGUGGCCACUGAAUGUUGUUUUUUCUGUCCCUUGACAUCAUUUCAGGUUUGCUCGCAGCAUCUGGAUAUGCUGUUUAUGCGCAGUACGUCUCAGUGGAAUACUUCAACCCUGACUUUGACGGAUUAAAGUAAGUUGAGCAGCUCAAAAGAACCCAUUUCUGCAAACAUGCCACCUUUACACUCAGUUUCCUUUAUUAACACCACCAGGUACGAUCUCGGUACCCCGCUCUUUCUCGGCUGGGUGGGCUCAUCGUUUCAUUCGGCUGGCGGUUGCUUCUAUUUGUGGUCCGUAUGUACGCCGCUCUGUGGAGGAGAAGUCACGUGAGUACAUACAUAACUUGUAGCAGGAGAAGUGGAUACAUAACUCCAGUCUCCACUUCCCCUAUAAAUACCAAAGUCCCACGUGCUCUAGCAAAGUGUGCAGGGUUUGUUAAUGCUGAGGAGGUUAAAGGUUAAAGAGUGCAGACAGUGGGCGGAUAGAUGGAUUGCUUUACUAGAAUGUGAUUAGACUCAUUUGUGUUUGUAAAGAUUGGCGGCGCAUCUCAAGUGAAGCCAAAAUACCCUCAAAAUAGGAGUUUACUUCUGAUGCAGUUGAUGUUACGUAUAAAGAGCCAGAGUCUCCUAGUAGAAACUGAAAUGAUGUGUCUCUUUCGCAGAGUAAUCGCCAUCCCACCACAACCAGAUCCUGAGCAAAACAAGUCCACCACAGCUCUGUCCACCGUGUCCGGGAUCACCUCAAAGACCAAGCUGUCCUCUGUCUCCGAGCUGUCGUCCCGGUCUGAGCGCUCAGACAUCUCCGACAUUUCCUCUAGAUCGGGGCGCACAUCCAAAUCUGGACGCACGGCCAAAUCAGGACGGUCAACGAAGACGGGGCGCACCGCCAGAUCGGCAGGGUCAAGGUCUGGGUCGGGGUCAGAAUCUGGACGUUCUUCGCGGUCUAGCGUGUCAACUUUGUCGGGGUCGGGGAGCAGCGGCGGCAGCAGCAGGACGGUGUCGUCGUUGUCGUCGAGGAGUUCGAGGAGUGAGAGGACACCAUUCAUCAAGAACUCUUAUAUUUGAAUAAUCC